Molecule: messenger RNA, 2070 nt
Organism: Phaeodactylum tricornutum CCAP 1055/1
Lineage: Eukaryota; Bacillariophyta; Bacillariophyceae; Surirellales; Neidiaceae
Exons: 2
Coding region: 25-2070 (681 amino acids)
Molecular function (GO): protein binding
Source: RefSeq, a predicted model, not a curated record
AACGAGUUGACAGUUACAAGUGCGAUGAUCUACGAACGUUCGCUCACCAUGUCGCAACCACAGAGCUGGGAGAGUAUAACCGGUUUUGCUGCUUCUUUAGUGAACACAGCCAAUGAGCUUUUUAGCGGUGGAGAUGAAGCAGAGGCCUUGCUUAUGUUCGAGUCAGCGCACCACGUUUUGCGUACGCCAUCCGCCGAGGUUCUGGCAGUUGCGGCUAAGCAGUAUCAGCUUAGCACCGAUCGUCUGCACAAUAAUGAAUCUGAUCGGUCAAAGGAUGGUCCGAUCUGCCCCGCUGAUCUUUAUCAAGAAGAUGAAUGUGACGUCGGCCCGCGACUUCUCCGCUCACCAAUUCGCUUGGACGGGAUUUAUCCUUUGCAUAGUGAAGCUGCUAUUGUCGAAACUGCAAUCGUCUUCAACAAAGCUUUGGCACAGCAGAUUGGAAACGAUGAAAACAGCGCGAAGCAAAACUAUCAGCUUGUGCUAAUGUCCCUACGAUCAUUCCUUUCCAGACUGGCUCCAAGCUUGCCUCCGACACUCCUCCUAGAACUAGGUAUGCGAGCACACAACAAUAUGGGAUUACUCAGUUACGCCAAGGGAGAUGAAGAUGCUGCUACUUCUCUUUUUCAAGCAGCAUUGGUUUUUGCCAAGCAACUCUCGGAAAUUUCGAAGGCCUACAGUCUCGAAUAUGUAACCGUCCUUUCUAACUGGUGCCGCGUAAGCUGGAUGAGGGGUGACAUAAAUGACAAUUUGUACAAGGGGUUGCGCGAAGUUCUCCGACUUCGUUCCGCAAAUCUUUGUUGGGAUCAUCCAGAUGUGGCGGCAGCCCAUUACAACUUGGCUGUGGCUGAAUACGCUAGGCAGCGGGAGGAAGAAGCAACUUUACAUUUGCGCCAGUAUCUACACGUUGCCUCGCACCGAUCCGAAACCGGACAACACGAUGUCGACCCUAUUCCUGCUCUGAUUCACUUGCUUUUGCUGCAGAACGAAGAGAAGGACGACAGCAUAUCACAAGACUUGGUUCGGGGAUUGCGCACACUCCAGGACAAACGUCAAGAUCAGGGACCGCGUAGCUCCGAUGUAGCCUCGGUACUAAACUUUAUUGGCACGCUGCUUUUUCACAAGCAAGAUUUUGAGAACGCACUACUAUUCUUUGAAGAAGAGCUGCGAUUGGAAGAAACAAUGCAAGAAUGCACGGACGACAUUUCGGUUGCGGUAACCUGCAAUAACAUUGGCCGCAUCUUACAAGAGCUCGGUCGCCACCCGGAAGCGGUACACUUUUACAAGCGCGCUCUCGAAAACCGAAUACGGAGAUUGUGGUACAACCUUGGGCUGAUCCAUGAUCGACUCGGGGCCUACAUUGACGCCAUUUCCUCCUUUCAAAUGUCUUUGGAAUUGCGUAAGACGAUGCUCGGACGUGACCACCCCGAUAUUGCCUGCCUACUGUACAAUAUUGGAGUCCUGCAAAUGGAACAGCAACAGCUAUCUGAAGCGUCGUUUUCCUUCAGAGAGGCGCUGCGUAUCCGAUGCGUAGGCACCACGGGUCAGCUCAACGAUCGACACGUAAUAAAGACGCUGGAAAAGCUCUCGUCUUUACAAAGAGCCAAAGGAAAUAUUAACGGUGCUCUGGAAGCGUCUCGUGAAGUCUUACGUAUUCAGGAAGUUACGGCCGAGUACGAUCAUGUAACCCGGCUGAAGGACACAGGUGUGACGCUGCGAUCAAUUGCGGAACUCCAGCACGCAAUUGGGAAUCUUGACUGUGCCCUUGAGGCUUCGAUGGAAAGCGCUCGCAAACUCGAAGCAGCCAACAGCGCUCGGUAUAGCCAAGAUGAGACCAUGAACAGCAAAAGUGUUUCCGAUUCGUUUGUCUACACGGAACACCAGGUCUCAUCUUUACUUUUGGUCGGGAGUCUACACCAUGAACUGGGCGAGCCGAUGCACGCACUUCGUGUCUUUGAGGAGGCCUUACUGCUGAUGGAAGAAGCCGACGCUAGGCGACUCGUGCCUUCGAGCCACGCGUUGCGUGAAGUUACUUGCAUGUUAGCUCGCUCCCACUGUGCCCCGGUUGCGUAA